Molecule: messenger RNA, 1416 nt
Organism: Oreochromis aureus
Lineage: Eukaryota; Metazoa; Chordata; Actinopteri; Cichliformes; Cichlidae
Product: chemokine-like protein TAFA-1
Exons: 6
Coding region: 258-773 (171 amino acids)
Biological process (GO): neuroblast differentiation; regulation of neuroblast proliferation
Molecular function (GO): receptor ligand activity
Source: RefSeq, a predicted model, not a curated record
UCUGCACGUGCCUAUAAAUGCGAAGGGGCAAAUGAAUUCAGUGUCACUGGGAGCAGCUCUUUAAGGGGAAGCAGUGAUAAUUCAAAGGUGGAAUUGAAAGAGCUGUAAAUCUAUUUCCUGACUCUGGCUUGACGGUCAUUCGUGAAACACCGGACUGUUGCUAUCAAAGUGUGGAGCAGGGAGACAGAGUCAGCGGAGUUCCCUGCUUGAGCCAAAUCCACAGUUAUUGGAUGGGAUCAGCAUGAGCAGAAUUAUGGAUGGAUUUAUGCCAUUCUGUUGAGAUAUUUAUACACUCAUUUUUUGGGUUGCUCAGCUCUACCGGUCCUCAGCAGAUGUGUCCUGUCAUGUCCUGGCUGCUCUGCCUGUGCCUCUGGGUCAGUGUGACUGCCAUCCAGCUGUGUCAGGCCACUUUCUACGACACCAUCCAACAGCAUCCUGGGACAAGGCCUGGGCGGACCACAAUUCAUAUGAUUGAAGGGGGCACAUGUGAGGUAAUUGCUGCUCACAGAUGCUGUAAUAAGAAUCGUAUUGAGGAGCGGUCACAGACGGUCAAGUGUUCCUGUCUGCCGGGGAAGGUAGCUGGAACCACUAGAAACAGGCCUUCAUGUGUUGAUGCAUCCAUAGUAAUUGGGAAGUGGUGGUGUGAGAUGGAGCCUUGCCUGGAGGGGGAGGAAUGUAAGACGCUCCCUGACAACUCAGGCUGGAUGUGUUAUGCGGGGAACAAGAUCAAAACCACAAGGAACACUCAGCCAUACACAACAUCAACAUAUUAGCAUUUUGCGGAAGGGAUGCAAGUAAAGACCUCGGGUGCAGAGGAUAAUUUGCAGCGCUGUCGUAGGACCAAUUAACGCAAGAGACAAUGAACCUAUUGUUGCUUGAAGAAAUGCAGACACUUCUCAAAUUAAAGUGUAAAAAGAUGUAGAAUACAUAAAGCACAUUCUGCUCAAGGCUCCUGAAAAUACCGAUGCUCCAAGCUGCCUGCAGGAAACUUCAUCAUAACCUUGUAAUGAAUACAUUUUCCCCAUUUUUUUUCCAACUCUGAGACAGAACGAGACUGUCUGUGCAUUUGGAUUAAUAUCUGGAGAGAAUCUGACGUCCCUCCGUAGACAUCAGUAAGACAGAUGUGUACUACGAAGCACCAAACAGGAGAGGAAUAUAUCAAAGGACAUGGGAUGAGCAAGUGCAGAAGCUGACAGCCCUCAGGAUUUUCUUUACUCCUUUUAAUAUUAGAGGAAAAACAUUGUACAUAAUUUGUUUGUCCUUCAUUGUGUACAUGAACUAUUUAUGGUGGUGGUGAAUUUUCCCCCCUUCUAACCCACAAAAGAGCCAAAGUCUGAUGAGUUCACGUAUAAUAUGUUAGGAUGAAACAAAUGCAUUAUGAAGAAGAUGUUUUACAAAUACUGCUUGUGUGUCUUG